Messenger RNA from Pollicipes pollicipes, 483 nucleotides. Its product is annotated as regulator of G-protein signaling 8-like. The record is from RefSeq and is a predicted model, not a curated record. Lineage: Eukaryota; Metazoa; Arthropoda; Thecostraca; Pollicipedomorpha; Pollicipedidae.
CGACCGGACCGGGCGCAGGCCCAGCAGUGGGCCACCUCCUUCUCAACCCUGAUCAACUCCAAAUAUGGAGUGGCGUUGUUCAAAGGAUUCCUGUCACAAGAGUUUGCUGAUGAAAAUCUGGAAUUCUGGCUUGCCGUUGAGGAUUUCAAGAAAACGCGACACUGCAAGUUACCAGCCAGGGCUCAACAAAUCUAUAAUGAGUUCCUGGCUGCACAGGCUCCGAAAGAGAUCAACAUCGACUCGUCCACACGGGCGGUGAUCGGUAAGCGGCUGUCGGACCCGGAUGUGCAAAUGUUCGACGCGGCUCAGCGGCGUGUGCAGCACCUGAUGGAGAGCGACAUCUUCCCACGCUUCCUCCAGUCAGAGAUGUAUCAGGAGCUGUUACGCGACGAGCACUCGAAAGCCGGGCGCGCAGGCGCCGCCACGGGCCGCACGGGAAGCUCCAGAACAAAAGAUCGUAAGGAAAAGAACGUGUGCAUGUAG